This is a messenger RNA of Cannabis sativa, 1587 nucleotides long. RefSeq lists its product as uncharacterized. The transcript has a single exon. NCBI's taxonomy places the organism in Eukaryota, Viridiplantae, Streptophyta, Magnoliopsida, Rosales, Cannabaceae. The coding region runs from base 158 to 1327 and encodes 389 amino acids. The record is from RefSeq and is a predicted model, not a curated record.
UAUAUCUGUCUAUUGUUUUGUUUAAUUCUCUUUAUUUAUUGCAUUAGUAGGGUCACUUCCCCCUGAAAACACCUCUACUCUUCUCCUCCUUCUUCCUCUCUCUCUCUAAACAUAGGAAACAAACUAAGAAACUUCUCAACUCCUCUACCGCCCGGGAAUGGACAGCCCAAUAAUCAUUCCGGAGGCCCAAACCUUGACUCCCAGCAAUAGCGUAAGGAGAAGAGGAAUCAGCUUCGAUUCAAACUCACCCGACUUCGAGUUCUGGAUGGUCCGAAACCCCUCUUUUCCGGAGCCCAAUCUCUUAUCGGCUGACGAGCUUAUCGUAGAUGGCUUUCUACUCCCUCUUCACCUUCUUUCCCACCAACACAAAGAUCCACCUUCUGAAUCCGAACCCCAUCUUCCCCAACCAGAACCAGCUCCUCCUCCUCCUCCGAAACCCGAACCCGAAUCCGGACCCGGACCCGGACCCAAGAUUUCUUCCGCCGAAUCGGCUGUUCCUUUGAGCGCGUCGAAGCGGUGGAGAGAUAUUUUUAAGAAAAGCACCAAAAGUGAAUCAGAAGAUAGUAAUAUUAAUAAUAAUAAUAAUAAUAGUAAUAAGGAUAAAGAUAGUAAAGAUUGUAAUAAGGAAAAGAAGAAGGAGCGGAAGACCGGAACCGGAACGAGUUCCGCCGCCGAGUUGAACAUCAAUAUAUGGCCUUUCUCCCGGAGUAGAUCCGCCGGUAAUGCUUAUACCCGACCCAAGACAAUGUUUGGAGCUCCCGGUUCACGCAAGGUAAAUAGCGCACCCUGUUCCCGGAGCAACUCCGCCGGCGAGUCAAAGUCCAGAAAAUGGCCGAGCAGUCCAAGUCGUGCCGGAGUUCAUUUGGGCCGGAGCAGCCCAGUUUGGCAAGUUAGGCGUGGUGGUGGAGCCGGAGCCGGAACUCCUGGCGGUGGUAUUGGUAGAACCGUUGAGCCUUUGGUACGGAAUGGGGAAAAGGGAGCGAAAAAAGAAGUAUCCGAAAUUCGCCGGAGUAAAGGCGUAGCAGCUUCCUCCGAUGCCGGUGCUGGUGGUGCUACGAAAGCUAAAGUGUUGAAUAUUAAUGUUCCGAUGUGUAUUGGGUAUAGAAAUCAUUUGAGUUGUAGAAGUAAUGAGAAUAGUGCUUUGAUGAGUGUUGGCACUAGUGAUGGUGCUGUCACCGGCAGUGAAGGUGGCGGUAUCAACGGAAGAAAUAGAAGCAGUGGCCAAGUCGGCGGCGGAGGUGGUGGCCGCGGUGGCGGUGUUAGUAGUGUCGGAAACGGUGGAAAUCUUUUUAAUCUCCGGAGUCUUUUCACUAAGAAGGUGUAUUAAGUUAACCCUUAAUUAAUUAGCUACUUAUCUUAUAUUGUUAAUCUCCCAUUAAAACAUAUAAUAUAAAUUACUAUUUUAAUUUUUUAUAUUCAAAGCUUAAGGGAAAAAAAGGUUCGAUUUUUGAAGGACUAUAUUCUUCUUCUUAUUUAUUUAUUUUUUAAGAAAAAAAGAAAAGUUUAUCAUAUGUACCUGUAAUUAUAGUAACGGUGGGAUUUGCUAAUAUAACUUGUUAUAAAUAAUAUUAAUUUGUUUAUGUAUUA